Vavraia culicis subsp. floridensis is the source of this 2289-nucleotide messenger RNA. RefSeq lists its product as uncharacterized. Gene Ontology annotation, molecular function: ATP-dependent protein folding chaperone; ATP hydrolysis activity; ATP binding. The transcript has a single exon. NCBI's taxonomy places the organism in Eukaryota, Fungi, Microsporidia, Pleistophoridae. The coding region runs from base 1 to 2289 and encodes 762 amino acids. Gene Ontology annotation, biological process: protein folding. The record is from RefSeq and is a predicted model, not a curated record.
AUGUCAGUAGAGAACACAGCAAACAUUGAGCAAAGUGCAACCACCCACGGUGAGAACAAGACCGAAGAGACGGAGCAGGCCAAAGAGACGUACUCCUACGAUGUGGAGAUGACGAACCUUAUGAGCAUAAUAAUAAACAGCAUGUACUCCUCCAAGGACUACUUCUUGAGAGAGCUGAUCAGCAACUGUUCGGAUGCGUGUGACAAGCUGAAUGCGCUCAGGCAGGAUCUGAGGGACAAGGGCGUGAACGUAGAUAUGCAGUUGAAGAUGAAUGUUACGCCUACGGAUGACACGAUCACUGUGUGUGAUAACGGUAUUGGAAUGACCAAGGAUGACUUGGUUAAGUUCUUGGGAUGUGUGGCCAAUUCUGGUACACGUAAAUUUAGAGAGGCGGUUAAGAGUGCGAAGGCCUCUGUUGAUGACUUGAUCGGUCAAUUCGGGCUGGGCUUCUAUGCAUCGUUUCUUGUGGCUGACAAGGUGCAGGUUGUAACGAAGUAUCCAACGGAGGACAAGCAGUACAUGUGGACAAGCUCGGGUUUGGGGCAUUAUACGGUUGAGGAGGUGCCUGUUGACAUGGAGCACGGCACACGUGUGGUAUUGCAUAUAAAGGAGAGCUGUAGAGAGUUUGUGAAGAAGGAGAAGGUUAAAGAGCUGAUCAAGAAGUACUCUAUGUUUAUCGGCUAUCCAAUUAUACUCAGGACUUUGGAAGAGAAGGAGGUUGAGGAAGAGACGGGCGAAGGGGUAGAUAAGGAGACUGGUGAGAAGGUAACAGACGAGGAAGUAGAUAAGGAAACGGGCGAAAAAGUGAAUGAGGAAACGGACGGGAAAGUGAAUGAGGAAACGGACGAGAAAGUAGAUAAGGAAACGGGCGAAAAGGUUAUCGACAAGGUCACAGAUGAAGAGACUGGUGAGGAAGUAGAUAAGGAAACGGGCGAAAAGGUUAUCGACAAAGUCACAGAUGAAGAGACUGGUGAGAAAGUUGAUCAGGAAACGGGCGAGAAAGUCGAUCAGGAAACGGGCGAGAAGGAACACAAGGAGAAGGUAAAGAAAAUGGUGAAGGAAUGGAAGGACGAGCAGAUCAACAAGGAAAAGCCGUUGUGGACGAUGAAUCCUAAAGAUGUUACCAAGGAGAUGUACACCUCGUUCUACAAGACCAUCAGUAACGACUGGGAUGACUAUUUGGCCGUUAAACACAGCCAUUUGGAGGGUAGCAUUUCGUUUGAUGUGCUCCUUUUCGCUCCAAAGAGACCGAAGUUUAACAUGUUCAGCGAUAAGGGCGCGAAGAAGCACCAAGUACGUUUGUACUGCAACAGCGUGUUUGUUACCGAUGAAUUAGACCUGCCCGAUUGGAUGCACUGCGUUGUGGGUGUGAUCAGCAGCCGGGAUCUGCCAAUGAACGUGAGCAGAGAGUUCUUGCAGGGAAAGAAUACGAAGAAACUGAUAAAGAAGACGCUAACGAAGAAGACGGUCGAGCUGUUGAAGGAGAUGAACAAGGAGACGUACGAUCAGUUCUAUGGCGAGUUCAGCAGCGCUAUCAAGCUGGCGGUGCGUGACGACAACGAGCAAGCGCUUGAGCCGUUGCUCAGGUUCAACACGAGCAAGAGGGAGAGCAUAGGACUGGAUGAGUACGUAAAGGAUAUGAAGGAGGGGCAGAAUAAGAUUUAUGUAAUCACGGGCACUACGAAGGAAGAGGUGGUGAAGAGCCCGUUCCUUGAGUAUUUCAAGGAUUAUGAGGUGAUCUUCAUGAUCGAUUCGAUGGACGAGUACCUUCUACAGCGUUUUAGGUCGUACAAGGGCAACGAUGUGAUAAAGAUCAACCAGGAAGGUGUUGAAAUUCCGAAUGCUGAGGUGAGCAAGGAGAUGCAGGACGAGCUGAAGACGCUCAAGGAGAAGAUCGAGGGCGCGUUGGGUGAUACGAUUGAGCGUGUAGAGUUCCUCAAUCUUGGAGAUAAGCAUAUGUUGGUGCGAUCGCCUAAGUAUAGUAUAUCACCGGCAAUGGAGAAGAUCUUAGCGGCACAGGUGGCCAUUGACAAGAGCAACAUGUUUAUGUUCCCCAAGGGCAAGAAGAUCGUGCAGAUAAAUGUGUCGCAUCCGCUAACCUUCAAACUUAACAGCCUGGUUAAUGACGACUCUGCAUUCACGAAGCUGCUCAAUCUGCUGUUCAGGGUUGCGUGUGUGCAAUGCGGGUAUUCGUUGGAUGAUCCUGUUGGAUUUGCUGAUAUGGUUAUUGAUACUUUGCUGAGCGGGAAGGAAGAGACCAAAGUUGUUGAGGAGGAAGAAGUGCAUUAA